AUGCUGUCAAAGUGCAGCACACUUGCAAAGUUAACAUAGAGCGUGAUGUCUAUCGAUAUUUUUUUAAUUACAAAGGAAUAUCGUCAAGGGAUUCUAAAUACACCAUGCCCAGCUUAGAGGAUUUUAACAAGCUGUCUCCACCCUAUUAUUGGCGGUAUGUAUCUGGACCCUCAUGGCCAGGGAAAGGCCUAUGAUUUUCCUUUAAAGAUGAAAGCUUACCUU
Molecule: messenger RNA, 222 nt
Organism: Pocillopora meandrina
Lineage: Eukaryota; Metazoa; Cnidaria; Anthozoa; Scleractinia; Pocilloporidae
Source: the annotation of a GenBank genome assembly